AUGGCGCACGAGACGAUCACGUUGAACCGACAAAUACUCAGACGAGGACACCCUCGAACGCACCCGGCGUACAUCAAGGACGUAACCGCAGAGGGAACCCUCGAGUUCAGUGUGAUGGCUUCGGCAGAAGAAGGCGCGAUUCCGUGGUGGGUGGAGAUGGAGAAGAUCAAUAUCAGGGUAGCACAGCUGCAGAGCGACAAGUUGGGGACGGAGCAAAGCACAAGCGUAGUCCGCGAGCAAGUGGGUUGCGAGCUGUCGAGGACGACCUCACAGGAGGAGAGUGGUCUCCCAAGUGUUGGAAUCAUUAUGGACAUCCUCUCUCUCUUUUUCGUGGAAGAACUUGCACGAUUUCGUCGUGGAUUGAGAAGGCGAAGAUCAACAUCGGGGCUGGAGAUUGACAAGUUGCGGAUGGAAGGAUGGGUUAGCGUAAUCGAGCAAGUCUUCCUGAGGGUGGGUCGCAGUGCCGUGGAGCCGUCGAGAAGGAGGAAGAUGAUGAGUUCCCUUGCCACGAAAUCAAUACAUGCUCAUCCAACUCGUAGGGGCGAACGUGGUCUGGGGAGUAGAUCAUUGGUGCACGAGGGAACUACAACGGGUGUAUGA
This is a messenger RNA of Desarmillaria tabescens, 600 nucleotides long. RefSeq lists its product as uncharacterized. The transcript has 3 exons. Lineage: Eukaryota; Fungi; Basidiomycota; Agaricomycetes; Agaricales; Physalacriaceae. Bases 1 to 600 code for a protein of 199 amino acids. The record is from RefSeq and is a predicted model, not a curated record.